AUGUUCCGGCAAAAAGACGGAGUCGUGAUGGGUUCCCCUCUUGGUGUCGUAUUCGCCAACUUUUAUAUGGGUACUGUGGAAGAGAGAGUUUUCUCCAAUAUUAGAACACCCUGCAAAUACGCAAGAUAUAUUGACGAUAUCUUUGUUCAAGCCGAGAAUGAGGAAGAGGUUGAAGCUGUCUGGCGCACGUUCCAGCAGUGCAGUUCAAUGAAUUAUACCGUCGAAUUCAGCAACGAAGGCCAGCUCCCCUUUCUCGAUGUCCUCGUCUACAAGACCGACGACGGUCUAAGAACUUCGGUGUGUACAAAGCAAACAAACUUAGGGCUUUGCCGGAAUGGUGACAGCAAAUGUCUUGCACGGUUCAAGAACACCACAGUCAGGGCCUUCAUUCGGAGGGCCCUCACACACUGUUCUUCCUGGCAGGACACUUUCAAAGAACUUGACCGAGUCACUCAGGUGCUCGUUAAUAACGGGUAUCCGAAUCGACUUAUUAAUAAAGAAGUCCGCACAACGCUGGACCAUUGGUACAGCAAGAGUGAGAGACCGCAGCCCCACCCCCAUGAGAAGAUCAAGCUGUAUUACAAAGCUAGAAUGCACGCACAUCACUGUGAGGACGAGGAUGCAUUGAGAAAAAUCAUCAGAGAGAACGUGACCCCUACCGAAGUCAACAAAGAACUCGAACUCGUAAUUUAUUACCAAAUUCGAUGUACCUGCGACCUUAUCAUGAAGAACAACCCAACUCCCCCAGCAAGAGACCCCUUUAAACAGUCGAAUGCAGUCUACCAAUUCUCAUGCCCCGUCGGUGGAUAUCCUGGCUCUUACGUUGGUAUUCGCGUUUUCAACAUGCCCAGAACUGCUCGGCAAUAUGCUGCACUUGCUUCCAUCUCUGCUUAG
Macrobrachium nipponense is the source of this 894-nucleotide messenger RNA. RefSeq lists its product as uncharacterized. The record is from RefSeq and is a predicted model, not a curated record. NCBI's taxonomy places the organism in Eukaryota, Metazoa, Arthropoda, Malacostraca, Decapoda, Palaemonidae. The transcript is spliced from 2 exons. Bases 1 to 894 code for a protein of 297 amino acids.